This is a messenger RNA of Tetranychus urticae (two-spotted spider mite), 1404 nucleotides long. RefSeq lists its product as uncharacterized. The record is from RefSeq and is a predicted model, not a curated record. Lineage: Eukaryota; Metazoa; Arthropoda; Arachnida; Trombidiformes; Tetranychidae. Gene Ontology annotation, molecular function: protein binding.
UCUAAAUCCACUAAACAGUUCUUUGCAGUUUUGUUGUUUUUAUAAUUUCAAGUUGAAUCUUUUUGAUUUUAGUUUUCACAUUGUAUUUUCAAGUUGCUAAAAUGAAUAUCGAUGAAUUGCCUGAUGACUGUUUAUUACUUAUUUUCAAUCUUUUCAAUAACUUUGAGACUCUUCUGAAUUGUUCUGAAGUCUGUAAAAGAUGGGAAAAUUUGGUUUUAAAAAGAUUACACAGUGUUAAAUACUUGACAAAUUCAUCGGAAAGAGAUGCUUAUCCUGCUAAUUAUACUAUGUUCUUUAAAGAAGACGACCCACUAGAGAAGUAUAGAAUAUCAAUAUUGCUUCCUAGACUCAGGAUUCUAGAUAUAGCUGGACGCUUUAAAUUGAAACCAUGGGCGGUUUUUCCAGCCAAAGGAUUGCAAUUUAAUUCAUGGGAUGAAUAUUUGGAAGACUUCACAUUCUAUAUUCCUGGCAUUGAAAUGAUAGCAGCUUCUCAUUGUUAUAAUUUUUUUGCAAAUGAUGUACAAGGACCGAAGCUAACGCAAUUAUUCAUUUCACAUUGCGAUGUUUCUCAGUUUGCCAGUAUUGCUAAAUAUUUUCCGAACUUGAAGCGACUUCAUAUUGAAGACUUAAAUACUUGCUACCCUGACGAAGACAAAUGUUAUACUGGACCUGUUCUUGAAAAGCUAGAGAUUUUGGAAGUAUCUAUAUGCGUAGAAUGGGGAGAUGUCAAUAGAUAUUAUGGACUCAGCCUUGCAGAUCAUUGUCCAGCCUUGAAAAGUGCCUAUCAUGUUAUUCCUGUUGAUGAACCUUACGUCAAUAGUGAGAUUGAAAAUCAUGAUUUAGAAGAUUUAGUUCUGUUGCUUGGAUGUGAUUGGUCAACCUUAAGACGUAUUUUGAGCAAAUAUCCAAAUUUGAAACAUUUGGCUAUCAGAGGAGGCACAUUAAUAACUGAUGAGAAUAUUCCUGAACUUUUAAAGAUACUCCCUUGUAUUAUACUUAUUGACGUCAGAGACUCGGGCAGCGUAACCGAAAAGUCAACUGAAUAUAUUCAUUGGUACUGUGAACACCAUAAUCGUUCAAUUUCACUCUAUUACAAAGAUGACGAAACUGAAAUAAAAAAGAAAUGGCCUAAUUUAUCAACACAACGUGUUCAUAUUGGUCGUGGAUUUGAUUUCAUGAAAUACUGUUUUCCUCUCAAACAUCAUGAAAAUUUACCUUAUUUACUUGAUCCUGAUGAAUAAAAUAAAUGAACAAUUGCAGUUCAUGAACGCUUGAUUGUGAAAAAAUAAUUACAUGCAGACGUUUUGGUUGGAAGAAAGCUUGUUCAAGUAUUUUUUAUCUCAAGCGAACCAAAGCAUCUUAAAUUGAAUAAAAUUCGAUACCCUCGAAAUGGAAUUAAAUUUA